AUGGAAGACACUUUACACGACUUAAAGGAUAUUGCUCACUCGAUAGAUCAUUUGAUAGAAAAUGGGCCAUUGGAGACCAAAGUUAUCAAUCCGGAAAAUAUUGGUUACGUCUCUGGACUAUGUAUCCUUGCAGUUUUUGGAACCCUGGGUAAUGUUUUAAUUUUGAUAAUGUUCUCUAAGAAAGAAUUUUCUAAAACGUCAUAUUCCAUAUAUAUCAGAUCCGCCGCAAUUUCUGAUACAAUUUUUAUGUUGAUGAACAUUUCUGAGGACGUUAUGGACCACGUGACCUCAUACUCGCCAGACCAGUUAAUGGCUACGUCGUAUGGUUUCUGUAUCUUUUGGUCCGUAACAAAGGGAACGUUUCGUACUGCUUCUCCGUGGAUUGUCGUAGCCCUAGCUCUAGAUCGAUGUGUUGCUAUAUGGAAACCCCUAAACAGAACGCGUUAUUGUACAAAAAAGACAGCAGAAAUCAUAACGGCUAUUAUUAUUUUAACCUCUCUCGGUGUGGAAUUAGGUUUGGCUUUACCAUUCACUACAAUGUUAAUUGAAGAAGGAUACAUCAUUUGUGCCGAUACCGGGAUAAGUGGAGAGUUGUCAACUAUCAAACGAUUGGUUACAGAAACUGGUUUACCGUGUAUAACCAUGUUGAUUCCUAAUCUACUCGUCAUCAUCAAAAUUCAACAAAGUCUCAAAUUCAGACGGUCAUUCUCAACGGCCAAUGAUCAAAAGGGAAAAGUGGCCAAAUCAGCUCGGCCAUUGUUAGUAGUGUCAUGUUUGGCCUUCAUUACUCUACUUCCUAUCUCAAUCACGGAGGUGGUCGAACUUAGCAGAAUGAACCAAGAAGUAGUGAACCAUGAAGGCAUUUAUUACGAUGACUAUUACCAUAAUGACGAUUUUGAUCAUGAUUAUCCAGAUUUAAACAGAAACAACAGUCAUGGCAGAAUGUUCAAUGACAGUGUUUUCAACUUUCCGAAUGGCACAUUAGAUAACAUCAUAUCAAGAAAUUCUUCUGAAGCAAACGAUGAAAGUGUUGACUCCGACCUGAUUGAAAGCACCAAUUUGAGAGCUAAUGAGAAAAGGAAUAUGACUUCGGACCUGAUUGAAAACACUACAUUUGGAACUAAUAAUGAGAAUAAUGUGAACUCGGACCUGUUUGAAAACACUAGAAGAGAUAUAGAAGAUGCGGAUGAUGGUGUACACGACGAAAUGAACGAAGAUGAUCUGGAAAAGCUGGAGGAAAGGGGAGAGAACCAAGAAUCAGAAGUUCAACAUCUCGGACUCGAAACGAGAGAAGAGAAUCUCAACGACGAAGAUGAAGACGAAGACGAGGAUGAAGAUGAUUUUGAAAAUAAUACAGACAAAAACUUACUAGAUACGAUCUGGAAGGCUUGCAAUUUUAUCUACAUGUGUAAUUUUAGUCAGAAUUUUUAUCUCUUGAUGUUAAGCUCUAAAAGAUAUCGCGCUAGUUUGUUUAAAAUGUUUUACUGUGGACGAAAAAAGUAUGCGUUGGAAAAUCAGCCACAGACCGAAACUAUAUCAUCUUCUGUGGAAACGUGA
This is a messenger RNA of Lottia gigantea (owl limpet), 1557 nucleotides long. RefSeq lists its product as hypothetical. Gene Ontology annotation, molecular function: G protein-coupled receptor activity. Lineage: Eukaryota; Metazoa; Mollusca; Gastropoda; Lottiidae. Gene Ontology annotation, cellular component: plasma membrane. The record is from RefSeq and is a predicted model, not a curated record. The transcript has a single exon. Gene Ontology annotation, biological process: G protein-coupled receptor signaling pathway. The coding region runs from base 1 to 1557 and encodes 518 amino acids.